This is a messenger RNA of Abrus precatorius (Indian licorice), 2018 nucleotides long. RefSeq lists its product as uncharacterized. Bases 235 to 1593 code for a protein of 452 amino acids. Lineage: Eukaryota; Viridiplantae; Streptophyta; Magnoliopsida; Fabales; Fabaceae. Gene Ontology annotation, molecular function: calcium ion binding; 3'-5'-RNA exonuclease activity. The record is from RefSeq and is a predicted model, not a curated record. The transcript has 10 exons.
AACGACGGGCGUGAAAUCCCAAAAUUUGCUAUUAUCGGGUGCGUGUCGUUAUUUGCUUUCAAUUUUCAAUCGCCGUGGGGGCAUUCAAACAAAUUUCAUUCUGAAAUUGACCCCUCACCCUCUUUUCUUUUCAAAUCAUAAUCAUUGUAUUGUAUAGAUUAGAUAGAAGAGGGGGUAGCAUUGCAUUGGCAUUGGCAUUGGCAUUGGCAUUGGAGGGCUGGGUUUGGACGUAGAAUGAGAACGGAUAGGUGGGCUAAGAGUAUGGGAAGGAUUUCAAGGAUUGGGAGUUUUGCAAUUGCUUCAUCCAUUAAGGAAAACCAACAACAACCUUGUAUUACCUGCACCACUUUUAACAUUCUCGCUCCCAUAUACAAGCGCAUCAACCAUGAGCAGGACCCGAGUUGUCGCGAGAGCGAUUAUAGAACGUAUUGGUUGGCCAGGAAUCACAGAAUAUUGGAUUGGUUGUUGAAUGAGAGGUCUUCCAUUAUUUGUCUCCAGGAGUUUUGGGUUGGGAACGAAGAGCUUGUUAAUUUGUAUGAGAAUAGACUUGGCGACGCUGGUUAUGUCAGUUUCAAGCUUGGAAGGACCAACAACCGUGGAGACGGUCUUCUGAUAGCAGUUCAAAAGGAAUACUUCAAUAUUCUUAAUUAUAAGGAAUUGCACUUCAAUGACUGCGGGGAUCGUGUAGCUCAGUUGUUACAUGUUGAACUAGCUUCUCCGUUUUCACAGUGGCGAAACAGUAAUGUUAGGCAGGAAAUUCUAAUUGUGAACACUCAUCUGUUAUUUCCUCACGAUUCAACUCUAUCCCUUGUACGACUGCAGCAGGUCUACAAGAUACUUCAAUACGUAGAAUCAUAUCAGAACGAUUUCCAACUCAAGUCAAUGCCAAUCAUGCUAUGCGGUGACUGGAAUGGAAGCAAACGGGGACAUGUCUACAAGUUCCUGAGGUCUCAGGGCUUUGUAUCAUCUUAUGAUACUGCACAUCAUUACACUGAUGCAGAUGCUGACAAGUGGGUUAGCCACCGCAAUCAUCGGGGAAAUAUCUGUGCUGUUGAUUUUAUUUGGCUACUAAAUCCUGACAAAUAUCGAAAACUACUAAAAGCAAGUUGGAGUGAAGCAGUGUUUGGAAUGUUCAAGUACCUAUUGCGGAGAGCUUCACUGAAUGAGAGUGAUGCAUUCGCCUUUCUAAAGGCCGACAAUGAAGAUUGUAUUACCUACUCUGGUUUCUGUGAAGCACUUAGGCAGCUCAAUUUAACUGGUCAUUGCUAUGGGUUGACUGAGGAAGAGAUAAAGGACUUGUGGCCCCAAGCAGAUGUAGAUGGAAACGGUGUUCUUGAUUAUAAAGAAUUUCUGCAGCAUAUCUGGAAUUCAACAAGUCCAGAUCAGAUAGAUGACAACAAGAAUGGAGAACUGGAAGACGGUUCAAAGGAUGCACUGGAGCAAACAAUUGGUUUUAGUGUAAAAAAUGCAGUUCUGUUCCCUCCAGAGGUCGAGAAAGGUAGAUGGCCUGAAGAUUACUCCCUUUCUGAUCAUGCUCGUCUCACUGUAGUUUUCUCACCAAUAAGAAUGCCAUGCUCCCAGUUGAUUUGCUAACAAUGCUUUUGGCUGCUACAGCUUAGGUUUUAGAAUUAAGACUUUUGUACAUAUAUGUCACAGUAAGGAACGGGUGAAGCAGUGGAACGAGUAAGGAAAGAUACAAGAGUUCUUUUCUGGGGAGAUUUUAAACAGCCCUGUGUUGUGAUUACUGCACUAUCAUUCGCCAGAAGUGAUUUCACACUUUGACAGAGAGCACAAGUGCUCUAGUAUCCCUGGCAUUGCUGAUGACAUCUGCAGUAAGCAACACUCGUCACCCAGCUUGUUUUCCCAUUUAUUCUUCUCUGGUGAAAGAUUCGACAAACGGAAGCAAAAAGAAGAACUAUCUGUAUAGUUGUUGUAUAGCUCUUAGGCAUCAAACCUUUUUUUGUAGCUUUGGUAAGAUGCACCUCUAGGUAGAGCUUUCUUGAAAUAGAGGGAGUUCA